AUAAUAUUUCUAGUAUUCUACAAAAACAAAUCAUUGCUCACUUGCUGUAUUAUUAAAAAUUGCUACUUUAGCCAUUCUUCAUAAAAUCAAUUUUAAAUCACUAUACACGAUUGAUAUCUUAUAUAAAUUCUCAUAGGAUUGUGAGCCGCGUUGUGGUAUCAAAUUCUAAUUUCAAACAAUCUUAAUAAAAUAAUAUCAUCAUGGGCGACUGGAAUACAGUGACAAUAUUGAGAAAAAGGCCACCAAAGCCUUCGACAAUGAAAUCAGAACAGGCCAUAAACAAAGCUAGACGUGAAGGUGCGGUAAUCGAUACUCAAGUGAAAUGGGGUGCCGCUACUAACAAACAUCAAGUUACAACAAAAAAUACUGCAAAAUUGGAUCGUGAAACUGAGGAAUUAAAACAUGAAAAAGUGCCUAUUGAUUUGGGCCGUCUUAUACAACAAGGACGACAAGCUAAAGGCUAUAAUCAAAAAGAGCUGGCUACUAAAGUUAAUGAAAAACCACAAGUAAUUCAAGAUUAUGAAGCUGGACGUGGAAUACCUAAUCAACAAGUUAUUGGAAAAAUUGAAAAAGUGCUUUGUAUAAAAUUAAGAGGAAAAGAUCGUGGCCAAGCACUUCUACCCCCUAGCACCAAGAAGUGACGGGCUUGGGGGAGUAUUAACUCAAAAGUCACUAAUUUCACAUUAAAUACUAUUAAUUAUGCUUUAAAUAAAAGAAAUUGUUGUGACAAAAAAAAAAAAUUACCUUCUUAUUUUAAUUAAUUUUACUUUUUUUAUUAAGUUUGAGCUGGUAAUACAAAUUUUUUUUUUUUUGUAAUAAACAUUUUUCAUAAUAUAGCAUAUAUAACUAAUAGUUUUGUGUGUAUCUUGUACUUUGAUAUUCUGUUUUAAAAGCACAAUUUUAAAAUAAAAAGAUUUAAACUACAUAA
Aphis gossypii (cotton aphid) is the source of this 928-nucleotide messenger RNA. It is a transcript of the gene mbf1, whose product is annotated as endothelial differentiation-related factor 1 homolog. NCBI's taxonomy places the organism in Eukaryota, Metazoa, Arthropoda, Insecta, Hemiptera, Aphididae. Gene Ontology annotation, cellular component: nucleus. The transcript has 5 exons. The record is from RefSeq and is a predicted model, not a curated record. Gene Ontology annotation, molecular function: DNA binding. Bases 201 to 641 code for a protein of 146 amino acids.